AUGGGGUCAUUUUACAUUGCAAAUGCAGUUUGUAAUCAUUGUGGGAGGAAAUUAGUGGGGGAGAGUAGUAAUGGGAUUAAACAUUUACUUGUUCAUUUGCAAAGAUGCCCGAUAAGAAUGGAACAAUUUGACAUGAAUCAUAAUCCUAAUGCAAGUCCCUUAGUCACAACCUACAAUUUUGAUCCUAAACUAGGGAGGAAAAAACUAGCUCAAAUGAUCAUUCUACAUGAAUACCCUUUAUCGAUGGUUGAGCAUAGUAGUUUUAUAGACUAUUCGAAUACUCUUUGCCCUAUGUUUAAAAUGGUGUCAAUGGAUACAAUUAGAUCUGACAUUUUGAAAAUGUGUAAGGCUGAGAAGGAAAAAUGUAGCCAAAAUUUGGAGAAAAAUAGAAGUAGAAUAGUUAUUACCAUUGAUAUGUGGACUACCAAUCAUCAAAAAAUGGGAUAUAUGAUUGUGACAACUCAUUUCAUAGAUGACUCUUGGAAGUUUCAUAGUCAGAUUAUGAGUUUUAAGUAUGUACCAUGCUCACAUGAUGUUGUAGCACUUACUGAUAUAUUGAGUUCUUGUCUGUCUGAAUGGAAUAUUGAAGACAAGAAUAGAACAGUGACAGUGGAUAAUUGUACUACUAACGAUGCAAUGAUUCCACUUUUGAAGGAAAAUUAUAAUUCUAGGUGUUUCAUUUUAAAACGAAAGCUACUUCACAUGCGUUGUUGUGCGCAUAUUUUGAAUCUUAUUGUCAAGGAUAGCUUGUCUGUUAUUGGUGAUAGCAUUGACAAGAUUCGAGAUAGUGUUGCUUAUUGGUCAUGCACACUAAAGAGGUAUGAGAAAUUUGAGGACACUGCUCGUUAUCUUGAAGGGCCACAUACUAAAAAGUUGUCACUUGAUUGUCAGACAAGGUGGAAUUCAACAUACUUGAUGCUCAACAUAGAUUUAUUGUACAAUAAAGUAUUUGAAUGA
This is a messenger RNA of Humulus lupulus (European hop), 957 nucleotides long. RefSeq names its product zinc finger BED domain-containing protein RICESLEEPER 2-like. Lineage: Eukaryota; Viridiplantae; Streptophyta; Magnoliopsida; Rosales; Cannabaceae. The transcript has a single exon. The record is from RefSeq and is a predicted model, not a curated record. Bases 1 to 957 code for a protein of 318 amino acids.